GGGGGCGAAAAGGGAGGAAAAUCACAGAUCCGACAACACUGAGACUGAACAACCAGCCAUGAACAAGUGGAUUGCACUGACCUUUUUUACUAUACUGGCUUGCCAUUGGGGCGAUGCUCUUGAAUGUUACACUUGUGGCUAUGGCGCUUGUUCUUUUCCUUCUAAAACCACCUGUGCAGGACUAGAAGUCUGUCUGACAGAGACAAUCCAGACAGGUGAAGCCUACUUGAAGAAGAAGUCUUGUUCAUCACCCACAAACUGUUUGGAAGGAUCUGAGACCACAUAUUUGGGCGUGAAGGUGACUACAACCCCUUCGUGUUGUUAUACUGACCUUUGCAACUCGGCGUCCAUCCCCUCAGCCUCCAUUCUAACCGUCAUUGCCAUCUUCAUGUCAUUGUGGGUGGCCCGACUUUGAGGGACUUUUUCAUAAGCUUUAAGAUGGCGACCAGAAGGCUACCACAUGGAAAGGUGUCCUUUUGCACACUCAUAUAAUCUGUGCUAUUUGCUAAUAUUUGUAAUACGCUUGUUACCUACUCCUGAGGCUGCUGUAAUCACAUGGCUCUUAGAUCCUCAUGGUCAAUGACCUGUGGAGCCUUACUUUUCUUGGGAAGCUGUUUGUUCAGCAGAUCCAAACCUUUACUCUGAUUCCCUAAGAUGAGGAGAGAAGGAACAAGAGCCUAAUUGAAUCAGCGCUGAGGCUGCUGUAAUCCCAUGGCUCAUGAUCAAUGAUCUGUGAAGUCUUUCCCUUUUUGAGCAGCUGGUUGCUCUGCAGAUCUCUCCUUCACUCUGAUUCCCUUAGGGGAGGAGAGAGAGAGAGAGAGAACAAGCCCUUGCCUAUGUGAAUCAGUGCAGAGGCUGCUGUAAUCACAGGGCUUUAUAUGUUCAUGUGACACACAGCUUGCCAUUUCCUUUUUGGGUAAAUUAUAUAAGUUAUUUCAUCUAUAGAUCUCUGUCAGUACCUCUCUCAACAUAUCAUUGGAAAGAGGAAGUAAAGGGCUGUGGUCUCCUCCUAGUGCCCCCUAGUGAAAUGAAUGGAAUGUGCAGCCUGAAUGAAGCUAAUGAACAGCAGAGGGUGCUCAAUUUUUAAUUCCAGAUUAGAAAUUUUACACACUGAGAUACAUAACCUACAUGAAUUUUAAGUGUAUUACCAGAGCUAUGCUUUAAAUACAUUUUAUACACAAAAUUGAUCCAUUGUGUUAUACGCAUUGCUGACCUAAGGGGGCAGUGCAGAGAACAUUGCAUCAUGAAUCCGUGUUGUGCACCUCUCCUCUGCUCCUGCACUAGGGAUAACAUCAUGAAUCCGUUUUCUCUGGAAUGUUCCUUUAAGAAUUGUUUUUUUUAUAAUUUUUUGCUUUUGAUAUGAUACCCUGUUAAAUAAAAUAAAAAAAACUAUUG
This is a messenger RNA of Hyla sarda, 1395 nucleotides long. Its product is annotated as prostate stem cell antigen-like. The record is from RefSeq and is a predicted model, not a curated record. NCBI's taxonomy places the organism in Eukaryota, Metazoa, Chordata, Amphibia, Anura, Hylidae. The transcript is spliced from 3 exons. Bases 59 to 415 code for a protein of 118 amino acids.